CGCCGGAGGGGAGGGGGAGCAGCGCCGCCGCUGCUGCCGCUGCCGGAGGUGUUUUGCCGUUCUCAAGGCUGCGGCCUCCCUGAGGUGCCUCGAGGUCCUGCGUUGCCCCCGAGUGGCGGCGGCGGCGGGCAGAGGGGCGGCCGCGUCGCUCCGAAAAUGUCGCAGACAGCCAUGUCGGAGACGUACGAUUUCCUGUUUAAGUUUUUGGUAAUUGGAAAUGCAGGCACUGGCAAAUCCUGUUUGCUUCAUCAAUUUAUUGAGAAGAAAUUCAAAGAUGACUCAAAUCAUACUAUAGGAGUGGAGUUUGGUUCAAAGAUAAUAAAUGUUGGAGGCAAAUAUGUAAAACUACAAAUAUGGGAUACAGCUGGACAAGAGCGAUUCAGGUCUGUAACACGAAGCUACUACAGAGGUGCAGCGGGUGCCUUACUUGUUUAUGACAUCACCAGUCGAGAAACCUACAAUGCACUUACUAACUGGCUAACAGAUGCGAGGAUGCUAGCAAGUCAGAAUAUUGUUAUAAUACUGUGUGGGAACAAAAAGGAUCUUGAUGGAGAUCGGGAAGUCACUUUCUUGGAAGCAUCCAGGUUUGCUCAAGAAAAUGAACUUAUGUUCUUGGAAACAAGUGCAUUGACAGGGGAGAAUGUUGAAGAGGCCUUUGUACAGUGUGCCAGAAAAAUACUUAAUAAAAUUGAGUCAGGUGAACUGGAUCCGGAAAGGAUGGGCUCAGGUAUUCAGUAUGGAGAUGCUGCCCUGAGACAGCUGAGAUCUCCACGAAGAGCACAAGCUCAAAGUGUUCAAGAAUGUGGCUGUUAGGAACAGACAACCGAAACAUUCAUUUGAGCAAGGGAAGAGCUGUCCUUGAAAAUGACGAUUAAUGAAACAACUGCCAUGGCUUCAAGACUGCAGUUUUAAAACUGCUUUUUGAUUCAAUAAAGCAUACCACAUCUGGUAUUUUUUAAAAGUACUAUGAAAUGGCUUCCAGAAGCGUGCACUUGGCACAAGAUUGCAAAAAAUAAAAUUUGGUAAUUCAGUGGACAUGAGUAAAAUAUCAGUAUGUAAAAAAAAUUCUGUUGCAUAUUUUUGCUCAUUUCUUCCAGUUUAAGACAUUGCUGUAUCCUGUGUAUAUAAAAUGUGGUCAUUAAAUUUCCAAAGCAUGAUAUACUGACAUAUUGUUGCACUAACAUUUGUUUGUUUUAUUAAAUAAGAACUGAAAUGUAACUGGUAGGCUUUAUCAUGUUUGGUGGUUUGUUUGUUUUUAUUUUGUUUUUUGUACAACAGCUUUUAUUUAUGAUUUGAUAUUGAAAGCUACUGGCAUUGAUUGUCAGUGUUUUAUUUGCCAAUGCCACAUUCUACAAGGUAUAUGAUUUUUUUUUUGAAAAACAGGCCAUAAGUUUACUAAUACAGUACAUUGUGGGUUUUUUACUGAAGCAUAACUGAACUGUUUCCUGACAAUUCUUAAAUGUAUUUCAAUCACUUUGACAACUGUAGGCUAUACAAUUCAUUUGUGAUCUUAAGAGCUUACUGCUGUCUGAUCUUGCCUUGGGAAAUCCUUGUUUUCUACAUCUGAACUUGUAACUGAAAUUUUAUGUUUUGGGGAAAAGAUAAUGCCUACUUGUUUUGCCAUUCUAGAACAGUGUUUGAAGUUGUGAAUCAUCGUUAUCUGACUUUUUUUUUUAAUUAAAGUAAUUUCUAUACCUAA
This is a messenger RNA of Lacerta agilis (Sand lizard), 1699 nucleotides long. RefSeq names its product RAB4A, member RAS oncogene family (gene RAB4A). Gene Ontology annotation, biological process: regulation of endocytosis; Rab protein signal transduction. Gene Ontology annotation, molecular function: GTPase activity; GTP binding. The transcript is spliced from 8 exons. Bases 157 to 813 code for a protein of 218 amino acids. NCBI's taxonomy places the organism in Eukaryota, Metazoa, Chordata, Lepidosauria, Squamata, Lacertidae. The record is from RefSeq and is a predicted model, not a curated record. Gene Ontology annotation, cellular component: postsynaptic recycling endosome.